Messenger RNA from Benincasa hispida (wax gourd), 819 nucleotides. The record is from RefSeq and is a predicted model, not a curated record. Lineage: Eukaryota; Viridiplantae; Streptophyta; Magnoliopsida; Cucurbitales; Cucurbitaceae.
AUGGAGUUAGGCCAAGUCAGUGAAUUUUCGGUAUCUGUGGACCGAGGUCUUCUGUACCAGGGAUGGUUAUGCAUACCUACAGAUAGUGGCUUUAAGGGCGAAUUGUUGGCAGAAGCUCAUAGCUCCCCAUUCUUGAUACAUUCGGGCAAUACCAAGAUGUAUCAAGAUUUGAAGCGGUAUUACUGGUGGUUCGAUAUGAAAAGGGAGAUAGUUGAUUAUGUCAGCAAAUGUUUAGUCUGUCAACAGGUGAAGGCCCUAAGGACAACAAAAGGCUCUUCAGUGAUAUGGAUUAUAGUGGACAUGCUCACUAAGGUGGCACAUUUCAUUCCAGGGAAACCCACGUAUUCCAUGAAUAAGUGGGCUCAGUUGUACAUGAAAGAGAUAGUAAGAUUGCUGACUGAUAGACAAAUAAAGUGCUUAAAUCAGACGUUGGAGGAUAUGUUGCGCACUUGUGCGUUGGAGUUUUCAGGGAGUUGGGAUUGUAUUUGGUGGAGUUCGCAUAUAAUAACAGUUAUCAAGCUACCAUUGGCAUGUCGCCAUCUGAAGCUUUGCACGAAAAAGGUUGUAGGUCUCCUGUUUGCUGAGCUGAGGUAUGUGACAGAUUUGUCCCACGUGGUGGACUUUGAACCCUUACAUUUGAACGAGAACUUAAGUUAUGAAGAGAAGCCUAUACAGAUUUUUGCAAGGGAAGUGAAAGUUUUGCGCAACAGGGAGGUGCUACUGAUGAAGGCUCUAUGGCAGAAUCACCAACUCGAUGAAACAAUAUUGGAGCGAGAAGAUGGGGUGAGAGCACAAUACUCAGAGCUUGUUCAAGAUUAG